UGAUAGCUCUGAAACAUUGAACAUGUUUGGAUAUAGUUGUAUUCUGUAUGAUGUUGUGUUUAUCGAGUGGUAAUGAUUGUUGUCAAUAUAAGACGUUAUUCGUUGUUUAUUUUCUACGUCAGUGCAUUUAGUAGGCACAUCAAAAAUGUCCUAUAGUGACAAAGAAUUCAUCUUUUUGGCAGCUACAUUCGAAGAGACUGCACGAAGAGUGGCAGGCUGUUGACUUCAUCCAUACAAACAGUAUGUAUGAUUCACCGAGCUCCCUGCAAGAUGUGUGCAUUGAUUUCAUUUGUGAAAAUUUGGAAGAUUUGUGUGCCAGCCCAAGCACCACUAAGCCUCCAUCAUCAGGAACUGAAGCGACAAGUGGGAGCGAAUGCUUGACUUUUGCAGAUAAUGAUGUCUACUUUCAUUCGGAACUGUCUGAGCAAUUGCUGUGUACAUUAAGUGAGAGAGGGAAACUCUCUGACAGUACUAUAUCGCUCUUUGAUUCAAAGACAGCAAGAUUAAGGCAUGUGAGAAUUAAAAAUGCAAGUUCUUUAUCAACAAAAGGCUUACGUGUUUUAAAAACACAUAAAAUAUCUUGUUUGGAAGCUGUAAGUUUGAAAGUAACAGUGAAUGAACUUAUUGGCUGCCUGGGAGAAUGGACGUUGCAGAAUUUGAGAUCUCUAAAUGUUGCAAGAAGUAGCUUCAUAAAUGGCUCAAAAUAUUGUGUAGUAGUUGCUCUUUCGAAACUUCGCAACCUACGCUGCUUAAAUGUUAGCUGGACAGAGUUUAACCGACAUGGGUUGGAAAUAGUUACCGAAGACUUGCCAUUCCUAGAGAGCUUAGAUAUUUCUUGCACGAGAGUGGAUGAUAUUGCUCCAUUAAAGAAAUGCAAAGACAGACUAAAGAGCCUAUAUAUGUAUAAUUUGAAGUUGAUGACAAAUGAUGUACCUGUUUUAUUCGAGUUACAAGAAUUAAGGGUUUUGGAUUUCUCAGAGGAAAAGGAAAAUCAUGGAUUUGAACUUUUUCCAGCACUGCAAGAGAAAGCCACUGUCCUACUUAAAGGUGUUGAUAAAAUGCCUCAUUUAACUUACCUUGAUAUAUCUGGAAGGGAAGAAAUUAAUCCUGAUGAUCUUAGAAAUUUUAUAGACCAUCACAAAGAACUACAGUUCUUAGGUCUCAUACACUGUGAUGUAUGUUUUGAAGAAUAUUUUGUGAAUCCUCAUUGUAGUGGCUAUUAUAAAAACUUGGUGGUGGCUGGAACUGGUACGGAAGCUCAGAUAAUGGAGGGCCUCAAACGAUACACAGCAAGGCCUUUCUAUGUGCAGAAAUGUUUAUACCACUUGUUUAGAUUAACACCAAGCUUCACUGAUGCUCGUGUUGAUAUUAUAAAGCUGGUGCUUCCAGGGAUGAUAGUGCAUGCUGACCAGUUUGGAGUACAAAUGGCUGCAACAGCAUGUCUGUACAAUUUGACAAAAGGUGACUUCGCACUAAAAAUUCACCCAACAGUAUUGAAACAAGUUGUUGAACUUACACUGCAGGCUAUGGAAACUUUUCCAAGCCAUUAUCAGCUUCAGAAGAAUACUUUAUUGACACUUUGUAGUGACAGAAUUCUACAAGAUGUGUCAUUUGACAAGUACCGCUGUGCACGCCUUGUUAUGAACUCUCUCUGUACUUUUUACGAUGCAUCCAUGAACAGAAUGAGUGUUGCAAUAUGCAGCAUUUUAGCUGCUAAAAUAUCUACAGAUGAAACAUCUCUGCUAGGAGCUCAUCCAAAGUACAUGCAGAAACUUCUAGAUAUAGUACGUUCCAAGGUGGCAACAAGAAGUGCAGAUAUUACAAUAAAGUUCACUUUAAGUGCACUUUGGAAUCUCACAGAUGAGUCUCCGAAAACGUGUACUGUUUUUCUUGAAGAAGGAGGCAUGGAAUUAUUUUUGAAGGUUUUGGAAACAUUUGAAGAUGAAAGUGCAGUAGAAACAAAAGUUCUUGGAUUAAUUAAUAAUAUUGCUGAAGUUACUGAACUCAGAAGUAGCCUAAUGGUACCUGAGUUCAUGAGCAUGCUGAGAAAGCUUCUACAUUCUUCUCACAUUGAUGUAAGCUACUUUGCUGCUGGAAUAGUAGCUCACUUAGCAAGUGAUGGGGGUGAGUUGUGGACUGUUGAAACAGUAACAAGGCAGGAGCUUUUAGAAGAACUUGAAGAAGUUGUAAUAGACUGGGAAACGCCAGAUGGGGAAAUGGUAGCUUAUCGAUCAUUUCAACCAUUUUUCCCAUUAUUGAAAUGUUUUGAGACACAUCAAGUUCAGCUGUGGGCAGUGUGGGCCAUACAUCAUGUUUGUACAAAGAAUGCAAAAAGGUACUGCCCAAUGUUCAUUGAAGAGGGAGGAAAACAGAUCAUACAGAGCUUGCUGGAAAACCCGUCAGUAAACUUCAAAGUGAAGUUUAUUUGUGAGAACAUUCUGUAUGUUCUGUCUCUGGAGAAGCCAAAGAAUGUCUAUAUGUAAAACAAAUCACAAAUAAAUUACUUACAAUAUUAA
This is a messenger RNA of Schistocerca americana (American grasshopper), 2516 nucleotides long. Its product is annotated as protein zyg-11 homolog B-like. The transcript has 14 exons. Bases 243 to 2483 code for a protein of 746 amino acids. NCBI's taxonomy places the organism in Eukaryota, Metazoa, Arthropoda, Insecta, Orthoptera, Acrididae. Gene Ontology annotation, cellular component: Cul2-RING ubiquitin ligase complex. The record is from RefSeq and is a predicted model, not a curated record.